CCACAUCCAAAGCUGCCUAUAUAGAUAAGCUAAUGAGGCCUCUCAAUGCUUUGGAUGAACUUUAUCGACUGGUCGCCUCGUUUGUCAGAUCCAAACGCACAGCUGCCUGUGCAAACACUGCUUGCGGAGCCUCUGGAGUUGGGCUGCUGUCAGUGUCCUCGGAGCUGUGCGACAGGCUGGGAGCCUGCCACAUCAUCAUGUGCAGCAGUGGUGUGCAUCGGUGCACGCUGAGCGUGACGCUGGAGCAGGCCAUCAUCCUGGCCAGGAGCCACGGCCUGCCUCCUCGCUACAUUAUGCAGGCUACAGAUGUGAUGCGGAAGCAGGGAGCAAGAGUUCAGAACACAGCAAAGAAUUUGGGAGUCAGAGACCGGACCCCACAGUCUGCUCCAAGGCUGUAUAAGCUGUGCGAGCCGCCUCCCCCAGCUGGAGAAGAAUGAAGAAAGUUACCAAGGAACCUGGCAGGCAGAAGCUUUGGGACACUGGUCUAGAGAAAGAACAUGCUGGUUAAGCCUUCUCCACUGAAGAUAAGAAAUGCAUUUUUUUCUCUAAAUCUGUCACCAUGGUAUAAACAACUAACGUUCAGUUUGCACUUGGAUAUUUAUGCUGGAAAUGGAUUAGAGUGCAUUCAAACAAUUCUGCCUCCCAACCU
This is a messenger RNA of Galeopterus variegatus (Sunda flying lemur), 649 nucleotides long. RefSeq names its product phosphatidylinositol 3,4,5-trisphosphate-dependent Rac exchanger 2 protein-like. Lineage: Eukaryota; Metazoa; Chordata; Mammalia; Dermoptera; Cynocephalidae. The transcript is spliced from 5 exons. Gene Ontology annotation, molecular function: phosphatidylinositol-3,4-bisphosphate 4-phosphatase activity. Gene Ontology annotation, cellular component: cytoplasm. The record is from RefSeq and is a predicted model, not a curated record. Bases 33 to 437 code for a protein of 134 amino acids.